Molecule: messenger RNA, 882 nt
Organism: Staurois parvus
Lineage: Eukaryota; Metazoa; Chordata; Amphibia; Anura; Ranidae
Source: the annotation of a GenBank genome assembly
AUGGCCGCCUUCCUGUUCUCCUUAGAAACACAAACAUCCAUUGGAUAUGGAUUCAGAAGUGUGACAGAAGAGUGCCCGUUAGCUGUGUUGACUGUGGUGUUGCAGUGCAUUGUGGGCUGUAUUAUUGAUGCCUUCAUUAUUGGAGCCAUCAUGGCAAAAAUUGCCAAACCCAAAAAGAGAAAUGAAACUCUUGUGUUCACAGAAAAUGCAGUGAUUGCUCAAAGAGAUGGAAAACUGUGUCUCAUGUGGAGAGUGGCUAAUCUUCGCAAGAGCCAUCUAGUGGAAGCCCACGUACGAGCUCAGCUUCUACAGCCUAGAGUCACGCCUGAAGGAGAGUACCUACCACUGGACCAUACAGAUAUCAACGUUGGGUUUGACAAUGGCACAGACAGAAUCUUCCUUGUGUCUCCAGUUACCAUUGUCCAUGAAAUUGAUGAAGAGAGCCCCCUGUAUGAAAUUGGUAAAGCAGACUUGGAUACAGCUAACUUUGAACUAGUCGUCAUCCUUGAAGGCAUGGUAGAAGCUACAGCAAUGACCACGCAAUGCCGUAGUUCGUAUCUUCCAUCUGAAAUUCUUUGGGGGAGUCGAUUUGAACCAGUCUUGUUUGAGAAACGUAAUCAUUAUGAGGUGGACUACCUACACUUCCAUCGUACUUAUGAAGUCCUCAAUACUCCCACAUGCAGCGCCAAAGAGCUUUCUGAAAGGAAAUAUUCCAUGGUGACCCGCAGUUCAUUUUGCUAUGAGAAUGAAGUAGCUCUUAACUGCAUCUGUGAUGAGGAACCACCUGCUCUUGUGCACACAAAAUCAUUGAAUGCUGAAGUAUCUCUUGAGUUAGACAUGCUUAGGGUGGUGGAUCCCCUAGAUGAAAUACUGCUAACAUGA